Molecule: messenger RNA, 1634 nt
Organism: Phalacrocorax carbo (great cormorant)
Lineage: Eukaryota; Metazoa; Chordata; Aves; Suliformes; Phalacrocoracidae
Source: RefSeq, a predicted model, not a curated record
GACAUAAAUCGCCUGGUGAGGAGCUCGUUGCAUGCAGCGAUGCAGUUGUCCCCGGAAAGAAAUCAGGACUGUGGGAAAUGCCCAACUUCAGAACGCUUACAGCACGCGAGCUGACGAUGGGACUGGUUAGCCCAUGACAGGAGGAGAGAGGGAAAGCUUAUCUUAAGGAUGCUGGUGAAGGCGGAGGGCCUGGCGCCGGCGGGCGCGGAGGAGCUGCUGCUGCUGGGGCUGGCCUCGCCCGCCCCCUCGCCCUCGCUGCCGUCCAGCGCCGAGGAGGAGGAGGAGGAGGAGGAAGAAGCGCGGCUCGCCUCACCGGAACGCUCCCCCCUCGAAGGAACGGGCGACCGGGGCUUGAGGAGAUUAGAGGGCAAGCGGCGGCCGGGGCGGUCGCGGGGAGCCCCUCGGACGGUUCGAACGGCGGAGACGGCGCAACGCAUCAAGCGGAGCCGGCGGCUCAAGGCCAACAACCGCGAGCGCAACCGGAUGCACAACCUGAACGCGGCGCUGGACGCCCUCCGCGACGUCCUGCCCACCUUCCCCGAGGACGCCAAGCUCACCAAAAUCGAGACCCUCCGUUUCGCUCACAACUACAUCUGGGCUCUCACCGAAACUCUGCGUUUGGCCGGGGCGGGGAGGCUCGGUCCCCCCGGGGGGGCGGCGGGGAGCCCCUCGCCCACCUCCUCCUGGGGCGGGGGGACCGGCUCCGGGAGCCCCCCGCCCUCCGCCUCCCCUUACGCCUGCACUUUAUCCCCCGCCAGCCCCGCCGGUUCCACCUCGGACCCCGAACACUGGCCGCCCGCCCCGGGCCGCUUCCCCGCUCCGCCGCCUCCCCCCCAAGCCCCGCCGCCCCGUCGCUGCCUCUAACCGGGCCCGGGGACGCCCCGCACCCCGCCACCCCCCCACCCCAGGGCAGUGGGAAUGUCACCUGCCGAACCAAACCUUCGCUCCCCUCUCCCCGACGUGCACUUUGUCCAGCUCCCCAGAUCUGUCCCCAGGGCUUUUGUCCGUGCGUGUGUCCCCCCCCCCGCUUCCCCUCCCCGCUCCCCCAUUGCCAUCUGUCCCUUAUGAUUUAUUUUUUGGGGGGUGGGGGUGGGGGAAGGAGAAAAAAAAAGAAAUAAAUUGUUUCGUAGGGGUCCAGGUUAGAAGUCAUUGUAUAAUUUGUAGGCUUUGUGAGGGCUGAAUGCAAGCGUGGAAAUUUAGGCUGAACUCUCCAUCAAAAGGAAUAAAAAAAAAAAACCAUAGAGGAAAAGGGGACGGUGGGGGGAAACGGGGGGGGGGGGGGGGAAAGGACCUCCUCAUGCAUUAUUUAUUUCGACCUUUAGGGGACGAGGAACUCCCCCCUUCUUUCAGGAGAUUAAAAAUAAAUCAACAGACUGAAAACCUAAACAGACACGGAACAUUACAGCGAUCAGCCACACACGUGUUCACAUUUAUUUAUUAUAAAGAAAGAUUUCAUGGAAAAGAUGUAUUUUUUUUGUAUAAUUUACAGAGUUUAUUCUAGUAUGUAUUUACAGCUGAAGAGCAAAGGGAUGGUUCUUGUGAUAAAAUAUAAAUAAAAAAAGCUCUAAUUUUCGUAACUUUGGGCUCGCUGCUUUUUUCUGGUUUACGUCCCGCCUACCGGCAAUUGCGGGACG